Molecule: messenger RNA, 1893 nt
Organism: Esox lucius (northern pike)
Lineage: Eukaryota; Metazoa; Chordata; Actinopteri; Esociformes; Esocidae
Product: heterogeneous nuclear ribonucleoprotein A/B-like
Exons: 9
Coding region: 144-1178 (344 amino acids)
Biological process (GO): regulation of gene expression
Cellular component (GO): nucleoplasm
Molecular function (GO): RNA binding
Source: RefSeq, a predicted model, not a curated record
ACUAUAAAACCAACCACGACGUAGGGUUGUAUGGGAGAAUCCAUCUUGAGCGUUUUCUGAUUGUGUGAUCACUAAGCGUCGUUGGGGAUUCGUUAACAUUUAUUCAGCUUAUUUUUUAUUUGUGAAAAGGAUCCUAGUUUAAAAUGUCUGACUCCGAGCAACAGCUUAUGGAAACAUCAGAAAACGGCCACGAAGGCGAGGAGGAUUUUAACGGGGCUGAGCCCGCUGGUGAAACGGAAGAUAGCGAAGCCCUGAAUGAAGGCGAGGAGGAGGCAGAGACGGAGACGGCAGUAGAGGGAGAAGGAGAGGGAGAAGAUUCACAAAAUGGUGCCUCAGAAGGUGAAGGCGGACAGAUCAACGCCAGCAAAGGCGAGGAGGACGCAGGGAAAAUGUUUGUUGGAGGACUUAGUUGGGACACGAGUAAGAAGGAUCUUAAAGAUUACUUCUCUAAAUUCGGUGAAGUUACUGACUGCACCAUAAAGAUGGACCAGCAAACUGGCCGCUCAAGAGGCUUUGGAUUUAUUCUCUUUAAAGAAGCAGCCAGCGUAGACAAGGUACUUGAACAGAAGGAACACAGGCUAGAUGGGCGCCAAAUUGACCCCAAAAAGGCUAUGGCCAUGAAGAAGGAGCCUGUAAAGAAAAUAUUUGUUGGUGGCCUCAACCCUGACACAGACAAGGAGGUUAUCCAGGAGUACUUCGGCACCUUUGGCGAGAUCGAGACAAUCGAGCUUCCACAGGAUCCAAAGACUGAGAAGAGAAGGGGGUUCGUUUUCAUCACGUAUAAGGAUGAAACUCCAGUCAAAAAAGUGCUAGAAAAGAAAUUCCAUAACGUCAGCGGAAGCAAGUGUGAGAUCAAAAUUGCCCAGCCUAAAGAAGUGUACCAGCAACAGCAGUAUGGCGGCCGUGGAGGUGGAGGAAGAGGCAGGGGCCGUGGAGGUCAGGGUCAGAACUGGAAUCAAGGUGGCGGAUACAACAACUACUGGAACCAGGGAUACGGUAACCAGGGCUACGGCUACGGUGGACAGCAAGGCUACGGGGGAUACGGGGGAUAUGGCAACUACGACUACUCUGCUGGAUACUAUGGCUAUGGGGGUGGCUACGACUACAACCAGGGCAAUGCAGGCUAUGGGAAAACUCCAAGACGUGGAGGCCACCAGAGUAGCUACAAGCCAUACUGAUCACAUGUAGUGCAGGUCUAAAGUAAAUAAGAAAAAAAGAAACCCAUGAUCCGGCCCCAGCGAACAUGGGCAAUGGCUUUUCCUUUGGAGUUGGCAGAAAUUUGGACUCAUGUACAGAUCAAGUGAGGAAUUGGAGAAGCAAAUGUCACUUUUCCACUUUUUAUUUUAUAUUGUUUUGUGUCCAUUUACAUUUCCAGAAAUGGAAGUGUUAUUUUUACUGUACUUUUUGGUACCUUUUUGAAUCUAAUGUAUUGUAUGGUUGUAUUUUACAUGUCUACUGGAUUUACCAACAAACAGGAGCAGAGCUUUCAGAAGCUUUUGAAAUAAAACAAAUUAGUAUUUUCUUUCUUUUGGUGUUUCUAGACUUAGUACAUUAUUUUCCCGUGCUGAGUGUUUGAUGCGACUUGCAUGGCUUCAGAUGUGGGGUGAGGCGAGAUAAUGGAUUAAAAACUAAUCAAAGGUUUCAUUGUAAGCUUGUCUAGUGAAUGUUUGCAGUUGGCUAGUAGAUGAGGACAACCAGCAUUUUUUUGGGCUUUUACGGAGAUUUUUUCCCAUCUUGUCUGCAAUUUUAAAAGUGGCUUUACUAGUGUUACAAACGAUACAAUACAUCCGAGCGCAAGCCUGUUAAUGUAAGAGGGCCUUCCCUCUCUCACUGGAACCUCAUUCCUCUAGUGUCUUGGGCAAAUUGGUAGAAAUAAACUUUUGGUUUAUAUUA